Messenger RNA from Bombus impatiens (common eastern bumble bee), 1937 nucleotides. RefSeq names its product putative GTP-binding protein 6. The transcript is spliced from 2 exons. Gene Ontology annotation, molecular function: ribosome binding; GTP binding. NCBI's taxonomy places the organism in Eukaryota, Metazoa, Arthropoda, Insecta, Hymenoptera, Apidae. Gene Ontology annotation, cellular component: cytoplasm. The record is from RefSeq and is a predicted model, not a curated record. Bases 468 to 1922 code for a protein of 484 amino acids.
ACGUCGAAAAUUUAAUUUAAUAAUUUUGUAACAUAUACUAUGUAUUAAAGGAAGUAGAACGUUAAUUUUAAUUGAAAAGUGCAUGCAAUGAUUUCUUUUAUUUAGAACAAAUUUAUACAAAUACGAGUAUAAUUAAAACUAAAAUCUAUAUUUAUUUUGACCGUGAAUAUUAUCCGGCAUUAUAUUCAAUUUUCGAACAGUUUGAUACAAGAGUUACAUUUUAAACAAGAUUAAAUAAAAUAUAAAAGCUUUUAUUCUUUAUUUUUAUACUUUUUCUCUCCUACUUAUUGAACAUGGAGGAACAACAGUCCUUAUUUAAAUGUAAUGUUAUUCUUCUUUAAAAUUAAGUUGAAUAUUUUAUCGACAUACAUGCUAAAUUUGAGGUUAUGAAAGUAUGUGUAUAACUGCUUUUUGGAGUAUUUACUUUUAAGUGUAUAUUUAAGGAACAAAUAUUACAUAAUUAUUAAAUGAUGCAGUGUUCAAGAAAGCUUGUUAUGGUUUUAAAUAAAUCACAACAUAUAAUAAAUAUAAGAAGAAAAUUUAAUAUACUAAAUGUUAUCCAUCAGUGUAAACAUGCGUCUUAUACAACAUUUAAAUAUGAGGAGAACGAAGAAGAAAAGAACACCUAUGCACAGGUAUCCCAAGACUGCUUGGGAACAGCUAUUGAUGGAAAUAGAGUAUUUGUGAUACAACCAUAUAUAAAAUGGGGUAUUAAUAAGAAAAGAAAUACUACACCUCAGUUGCAAUUAGCCGAGGCAAAAGCACUCAUUAAUACUUUAACUAAUUGGAGCGUUGUUGGUGAGAAGCUAGUUCCACUACUUACUUUGAACAAAAAUAAGUUAGUUGGUGUAGGAGCUCUUGAAUCGUUGAAAGAAGAUAUUAGAAAAUGCCCACAUGUUACAUGUAUAUUUAUUAGUACAAAUUUAUUGAAAUUUGUACAAAUUGCUGAGUUGCAAAAGGCUCUUCAGUUACCAAUUUAUGAUCGUUAUUCUAUAGUCAUUCAUAUUUUCCGAGAACAUGCAAAGACACCAGAGGCAAAAUUGCAGGUAGCUUUGGCUGAACUUCCAUACAUAAAGCAGAAAAUGAUGGAUUUAUCCAAUUAUCAUAUUGGACGAAUAAACUAUACAGAAAAAAUGAAGAAUAUGCUACAAACUAGAGAAAAAAAGUUAAAAAAUGCACUACAAAGGUUAAAAGAACAUAGACAAAGGAUAAGACAGCACAGAGUUAAUUAUGGUUUUCCAAGCAUUGCUAUUAUUGGCUACACAAACGCUGGCAAGACAUCUUUGAUAAAAGCAUUAACAAAUAAUGCUUCGUUGCAACCUGAGGACAAAUUAUUUGCUACUUUAGAUACAACAGUACAUGGAGGAUUACUUCCAAAUAUGUUAAAAGUAUUAUAUAUCGAUACCAUUGGCUUUAUUCAAGAUGUACCAGAAAUUUUAAUAGAGCCAUUUAUAGUAACUUUAGAAGAUGCUACAAGUGCAGAUAUAUUAAUUCAUGUAUUUGAUGUGAGUCAUCCCGAUGUUAGAGCUCAAAUUCAACAUGUUCAGAAAACAAUAGAGACUAUGGUAGAUGAAAAUAAAGUAAUAAUUAACGUUGCUAAUAAAUGUGAUGUAGUAGAAAAAGAUGUCAUAGAAAACGUUAUACCAGAGAAUACGUUUGCCAUUUCUGCUACUAAAUUGACAGGCAUCGAUUUAUUACGAUCGAAAAUAGAAAAAGAAAUUACAAAUACACCUAAUUUAAUAAAGAGGCGUUUUAGAGUAGGAAAUGGAAGUACGGAAGCAUCGUGGUUGUACAAAGAAGCGACAGUUCUAAGCGCUGAGCCUGAUCCUAAUAAUCCACAAUACUUAAUAAUGGAUGUAUUCAUGACAUUACCUAUAUUUUAUAAAUUUAAACGAGUUUUCAAUCUCACUCGAUCUAAAUAAAUUUGUUUAAAUCUA